CGUCUCUUUGGACGAUGACAUCCUGCGGCCAUACGACCACGGCCACGGCCCCUCACACUCUCACUUCCAUGUUCGAGACUGUCAGCCCAUCGCUCAUGGAAACUCCACCCACGAGAGCCGGGCCUCCAGUAACCGCAGCGGGCUGCCUUUUGCCGAGUCCACACCGUUUGUGACUGAUGUGUCGGGGAGAUUCGUUUACGGCCACAUGACGGUGGUCCACGACCCGCUGAGGACGGUGUCCCUGUUGGAGCCGGUAGGGCCGGGCGGCUGCUGGUUGAAUCAGAGGGCCUUGGUGGAGGAGUCGGCCAAAGACGCUGGGUGUCUGUAUGCCAUGAACGCCGGCUUCUUCAACCCAGACACAGGACAGUGUCUGGGCAAUGUGGUGAGCGAUGGCAAGAUGGUGCAGGACAGCGGCGGGGUGCAGAACGCCCAGUUUGGAAUUAGGAGGGACGGCACCCUCGUGUUUGGAACUGUAAAAAAAUCAAUCAAGUCAUUGGUUGAUUAGUUACAGAAAAGACUUUUCUCUGAGCGACGACGAGGUGGAAAAACCCCAAACAGGCCCAGCAGCAUUCUCUUGAUCAGCUUGAUCUGCCUUCACACGGAACAGUGGGCAGUCAUGAAGGCGCCCGGGGAGGUGAACUGGCACCUCUCCAACCUGGUGUAUGUGUUUACACAUGUGUGAUACCAAAGUGCAGAAAUUUGACAAUUCAACAGCAAAAUAAACUUAACUUUACGUUUUCCUGACAGAUGGUGGAGUUGUGUUCAGGAGGAAACAUUUAACGUUAGGGGUGUUGUGAUUAUACGACGGUAAGCGUGGCACCAUUGAAUGGUGUGUGAUGAAGCCCCCUGGGAGACUGAGUUCUGGAAGCUCUCCUUUGUCUCCAGAGCAGAGGAGACAUGCGGUCAGGCUUUUGACUCCACAUGUAGGUCCCUGGUUCACAGGGGAUAUAAGGCAGCAUGAUUCCUCAGCCUGACCUCAGGUAACAUUACAGGACUAAAAAUAAAGCAGGGAAAU
This is a messenger RNA of Paralichthys olivaceus (Japanese flounder), 1015 nucleotides long. NCBI's taxonomy places the organism in Eukaryota, Metazoa, Chordata, Actinopteri, Pleuronectiformes, Paralichthyidae. The record is from RefSeq and is a predicted model, not a curated record.